Molecule: messenger RNA, 9701 nt
Organism: Micropterus salmoides (largemouth bass)
Lineage: Eukaryota; Metazoa; Chordata; Actinopteri; Centrarchiformes; Centrarchidae
Gene: myo5aa
Product: myosin VAa
Exons: 44
Coding region: 253-5937 (1894 amino acids)
Biological process (GO): vesicle transport along actin filament; actin filament organization
Cellular component (GO): cytoplasm; vesicle; myosin complex
Molecular function (GO): actin filament binding; ATP binding; microfilament motor activity
Source: RefSeq, a predicted model, not a curated record
UGGCUGAAUCACUUCAUCCAUCGUACCCAGAAUGCAAAGUGAGACACCGAAACCUCAGCAGCAGCAGCAGCAGCAGCCCUAAACAUUUCAGGGUAUCAUGGCGACGAGUGCCACGGCUUCCCCUUGAGCCUCUGCAGCAACACAGAAAUUUCUUUCCUCUGCUACAUCAAAGCACGCAGCGAGUCUGAUGCGGCGCGGAGACCUGCCGGAGUUUUAGCCCAGACUGGAGAAAGGACAUAGCGAGAGACCGUCAUGGCAGCGUCGGAGCUGUACACAAAGCGUGCUCGGGUGUGGAUUCCCGAUGCAAAGGAGGUGUGGAAGUCUGCUGAGCUGAACAAGGACUACAAAAAUGGCGACACCUCUCUGCAGCUCAUGUUGGAGGAUGGAACGAACAUUGAGCACAAACUUGACCCCAAGACGAAGAACCUGCCUCACCUGCGAAACCCCGACAUCUUGGUGGGCGAAAAUGACCUCACAGCACUCAGCUACCUCCACGAGCCGGCCGUGCUGCACAACCUCAAAGUCCGCUUCAUGGACUCCAAGCUUAUCUACACUUACUGCGGAAUCGUUCUUGUGGCCAUCAACCCGUAUGAGACUCUGCCAAUCUACGGAGCAGACAUCAUCAAUGCCUACAGCGGUCAGAACAUGGGAGACAUGGACCCACAUAUCUUCGCCGUGGCAGAGGAGGCGUACAAGCAGAUGGCCAGGGAUGAGAGGAACCAGUCGAUCAUUGUGAGCGGGGAGUCCGGAGCGGGAAAGACAGUGUCAGCCAAAUACGCCAUGAGGUACUUUGCCACGGUCAGCGGCUCCGCCAGCGAGGCCAAUGUAGAGGAGAAAGUCUUGGCUUCCAACCCCAUCAUGGAGGCCAUUGGAAAUGCAAAGACCACCCGAAAUGACAACAGCAGUCGCUUUGGGAAGUACAUUGAGAUCGGCUUCGACAACCGCUUCCGUAUCAUCGGCGCCAACAUGAGAACGUAUCUGCUGGAGAAAUCGCGAGUGGUUUUUCAGGCGGAUGAGGAGAGGAAUUAUCAUAUCUUUUAUCAGCUGUGCGCAUCAUCCCAUCUGCCUGAGUUCAAGACUCUGAAGCUGAGCAGUGCAAACGACUUCUUGUACACCAGACAGGGCCGCAGCCCUGUUAUCGAAGGCGUGGACGACACCAAGGAGCUUUGCAACACGCGCGAUGCCUUCACUCUGCUCGGGAUUAAUGAGUCCUACCAGAUGGGGUUGUUCCAGGUUUUGGCUGCUAUUCUUCAUCUGGGAAAUGUGGAGAUAAAGGACAGAGACUCAGACAGCAGCGUCAUUCCUGCCAACAAUCGCCACCUGACGGCGUUCUGCGAGUUGGUUGGUGUGUCCUACCAAGACAUGUCUCAGUGGCUGUGCCACAGGAAGCUGAAGACUGCCACAGAGACGUAUAUCAAGACCCUCCCCCGCCUGCAGGCCACCAAUGCCCGUGACGCGCUGUCCAAACAUAUCUACGCCAAGCUCUUCAACUGGAUUGUGGAGCAUGUUAACAAAGCCCUAAUCACCAGUAUCAAAAAGCACUCUUUCAUCGGGGUCCUCGACAUCUACGGGUUUGAGACAUUUGAGAUCAACAGCUUUGAGCAGUUCUGUAUCAACUACGCUAAUGAGAAACUUCAACAACAGUUCAACAUGCACGUGUUCAAGCUGGAGCAGGAGGAGUACAUGAGGGAGGAGAUCCCAUGGACUCUGAUUGACUUCUACGACAAUCAACCCUGCAUCAACCUCAUAGAGGCCAAGAUGGGCAUCCUGGACCUGUUGGACGAGGAGUGCAAGAUGCCUAAAGGUUCGGAUGACUCGUGGGCUCAGAAACUCUACAACACUCACCUAAAGACCUGCACCCUGUUCGAGAAGCCACGCAUGUCCAACCGCGCCUUUAUCAUCCAACAUUUUGCUGACAAGGUGGAAUACCAGUGUGAGGGCUUCCUGGAGAAGAACAAAGACACAGUGAAUGAAGAACAGAUCAAUGUGCUGAAGGCCAGCAAGCAGAAGUUUGACCUGCUGGUGGAGCUGUUCCAGGAUGAGGAGAAAGCUACCAGCCCCACUGGUCAGCCCCCUGGCACCGGAGGCCGGACCCGCCUCAGCGUCAAACCUGACAAGAGCCGAGACAAGAGCAGCAAGGAGCACAAGAAGACCGUCGGCUGCCAGUUUCGUAACUCUCUGCAAAUGCUGAUGGAAACUUUGAACGCAACCACUCCGCACUACGUACGCUGCAUCAAACCCAAUGACUUCAAGACGGCCUUCUCGUUUGAUCCCAAACGUGCGGUGCAGCAGCUCAGAGCCUGUGGUGUCCUGGAAACCAUCCGCAUCUCUGCUGCAGGUUUCCCAUCCAGAUGGACCUACCAGGAGUUUUUCAGCCGUUAUAGAGUGUUGAUGAAACAGAAGGACGUGUUACCUGACAAGAAGUUGACCUGCAGGAACGUCCUGGAGAAACUAGUGCAGGACCAGGAUAAAUACCAGUUUGGUAAGACCAAGAUCUUCUUCAGGGCCGGCCAGGUUGCCUACCUGGAGAAGUUGAGGGCUGACAAGUUGCGUGCUGCCUGCAUUCGUAUCCAGAAAACCAUCCGCUGCUGGCUGGUUCGUAAGAAGUAUCUGCGCAUGCGCAGCUCUGCCAUCACCAUCCAGAGGUUCACCAGAGGAUACCAGGCUCGCUGCCUGGCCAAGUUCAUGCGUCGCACUCAGGCGGCCACCAUCAUCCAGAAGUACCAGAGGAUGUACGUGGAGAGGAAACGCUACAGACAGAAGCAGGCAGCUGCUCUGGUCAUGCAGACGAUCCUCAGAGCUUACAUGGCCCGGCAGAAGUACCAGGCGUUACUGCGGGAGCACAAGGCGGUGAUCAUUCAGAAGCGCGUUCGUGGCUGGCUGGCUCGGUGCUGGUACAAGCGCUGCCUCGUCUCAAUCGUCUACCUGCAGUGCUGCAUCCGCAGGAUGAGGGCCAGGCGCGAGCUGAAGAAGCUGAAGAUCGAGGCUCGCUCAGUGGAGCACUUCAAGAAGCUCAACAAAGGCAUGGAGAACAAAAUCAUGCAGCUGCAGAGGAAAAUCGACGAGCAGACCAAGGACAAUCGGGCGAUCAACGAGAGGCUAGCUGGUCUGGAGAGUUCCUACACGGCAGAGAGCGAGCGGCUGCGUAGCGACCUGAGCCGGCUGCGCGGAGUGGAGGAGGAGGCCAAAAACAAAACCAACCAGGUGGCCUCGCUGCUGGAGGAGCUGGAGAGGCUGAGGAAGGAGUUGAGUACCACGCAGAAGGAGAAGAAGACCAUCGAGGACUGGGCGCAAACCUACAGGAACGAAAUGGAGAAAAUGGUCUCGGAGCUGAAGGAAGAGAAUGGUUCACUGAAGCAAGACAAGGACAACUUGAACAGGAUGAUUCAGGAACAGAGUCAGCAGAUGACAGAGAAAAUGGCCCGUUCGAUCGCACAGGAGACUCAGCAGCUGGAGACGGAUCUGAACGAGGAGCGAUCUCGCUACCAGAAUCUCCUGACAGAACACCUUCGCCUCGAGGAGAAAUACGACGACUUGAAGGAGGUGAUGGCUUCUUCGAACAUCUCCAAGCCUGGCCACAGGAGAACAGAUUCCACCCACAGCAGCAACGAAUCAGAGUACACCUACAACUCAGAGUACGCCGAAUUGGAAGAAGGUUCCCGUGCCGCCGAAGAUGUGACCCGAGGAAUGGACACCUCGCUGACCCUCAAGCUGCAGAAACGUCUCACAGAACUGGAGCAAGAAAAGCAGUCGCUGCGCAACGAACUAGAAAACAAAGAGGAUCAGUUCCAGCGGGCUAGAGCCAGGGAUGACGCAGAGUUUAAAAAGGCUCGUGGGGCAGAGCUGGAGUAUGAGUCCCUGAAGCGUCAGGAGCUGGAGUCAGAGAACAAGAAGCUGAAGCAUAACCUGGCAGAGAUGAGGCAAAGCCUGCUGGGUAACGCAGCUGCAGGUGCGGGGGCCCCGGGUUCCCCAGCUUACAAGGUGCUCCUGGAGCAGCUCAACGCUUCCUGUGAGGAGCUGGACGUCCGCAAGGAGGAGGUGCUGAUCCUGCGCUCCCAGCUGGUCAGCCAGAAGGAAGCCAUGCACCACAAGGAUGAGAAGGAGACCAUGACCGAGCCGUCCGUCUAUGUUGGGGAUGUGUCCAAACUGAAGGACGCAGAUGAACUCAAGCAAGCAUGCAUAGGCCUCAAAGACACCAACAGAUCUCCUAGGUUCAUGCGUAAGCCGUUGGAAGUCAGUGACCUCCUGAGUAGGCUGAGAUCUGCCACUCCAGACUUCCAUAAGCUGAAUGAGGACGGAGAGCUGUGGCUGGUUAAUCAGGGCUUAAAGGAAACCAUCAGGUUACUGGAGCACCAGCUGCAGACUCAGCGUAGAAGUUACGAUAAUGAGGUGGAGGCAUUGCGCGGCGAGCUGCAGAAUGUCAAGGAGGAGAACAACCGUCAGCAGCAGCUCUUGGCCCAAAAUCUCCAGCUGCCUCCAGAAGCCCGAAUCGAAGCCAGCCUGCAACAUGAGAUCACCCGGCUCACCAACGAGAACCUGGAACUCAUGGCUGACGACCCCACAGCGUCCAGGGAGGCUCGAGUCAUCAUUUUACGACGGAUGGUUGAUCUAAUGGAGCAGCUGGAGAAGCAGGACCGAACCAUCCGCAAGCUCAAGAAGCAGCUGAAGGUUUACUCCAAGAGAAUUGGCGAGAUGGGAGCAGGUCAAACCGAGGGCCAGACGUCACCUGGACAGAUGGUGGACGAGCCGAUUCACCCCGUCAACAUUCCCCGCAGAGAGAAAGAUUUCCAAGGGAUGCUGGAGUACAAGAAGGAGGAUGAGCUCAAACUGGUCAAGAACCUCAUCCUGGAACUGAAACCUCGUGGUGUAGCCGUGAAUCUGAUCCCAGGUCUGCCUGCCUACAUCCUGUUCAUGUGUCUGAGACACGCGGACUAUGUCAACGACGACCAGAAGGUCCGCACUCUGCUCACCUCAUCCAUCAACAGUAUUAAGAAGAUCCUGAAGAAACGAGGGGAUGACUUUGAGACGGUCUCCUUCUGGCUGGCGAACACCUGCCGCUUCUUACACUGUCUGAAACAGUACAGCGGAGACGAGGCCUUCAUGAAGCACAAUACACCAAAGCAGAAUGAACACACACUGUCCAACUUUGACCUGGCAGAAUACAGACAGGUGAUCAGUGACCUGGCCAUCCAGAUCUACCAGCAGCUGAUCAAAUGCAUGGAGAACAUCCUCCAGCCCAUGAUAGUCUCUGGCAUGCUGGAACACGAGACCAUCCAGGGCGUGUCGGGGGUGAAGCCUACAGGUCUCCGUAAGCGGACAUCUAGCAUUGCUGAUGAAGGCACCUACACGCUGGACUCCAUCCUGCGGCAGCUCAGCGCCUUCCACUCCACCAUGUGCCAGCACGGCACCGACCCCGAGCUCAUCAAGCAGGUGGUGAAGCAGCAGUUCUAUAUAAUCGGCGCCGUCACCCUCAACAACCUGCUGCUACGCAAGGACAUGUGCUCCUGGAGCAAAGGCAUGCAGAUCAGGUACAAUGUGAGUCAGCUGGAGGAGUGGCUCAGAGACAAAGGUCUGAUGACAUGCGGAGCGAAGGAGACUCUGGAGCCCCUGAUCCAGGCUGCUCAGCUGCUGCAGGUGAAGAAAAAGACAGACGAGGAUGCCGAGGCCAUCUGCUCCAUGUGCCAGGCCCUCACCACCGCUCAGAUCGUGAAGGUCCUGAACCUCUACACUCCAGUAAAUGAGUUUGAGGAGAGAGUGUCUGUUGCAUUCAUACGAACCAUACAGACUCGCUUGCGAGACCGUUGUGAGAGUCCCCAGUUGCUGAUGGACACGAAGAUGAUUUAUCCGGUUACUUUCCCGUUUAGCCCUUCCUCCCUCGCCCUGGAAACCAUCCAGAUACCCAGCUCACUCAACCUGGGGUUCCUCACCCGUGUCUAGACCCAGGCCCCACAGGACGGUUCUGAGCCCUGCACCAAUUUUGAUGUAGUGGCCAAAGUUGGAGCUGCAAGUGACAUGACACUCGUGGGCCUAAAAACACAAACACAUCACAAGAGAAAAAAAUAAUAAUUCUGAGCUUCACAAACUUUCCAAAAUUAGAAUUUGUGUUAAAGCAAUUUGGGCAGUUAUGUCCAAAAAAUGAAUUGAAACGUCUCAAAGAAACAUGCUAUCUAGUUCUCUUAAGAUAUCCCUGAACACACACACAACAUACAAAAUGAAUGCUGAACUUUCAACAUGCAUCUGUACAAUACUUACAUCCUGUGAACGUACACAUGCACGCCUACACUCACGUGCACCUUCUCUCUUACAAAACGCACACAUACGCACAGUCGCCGCCGCUGGUUUAAAUCUGGCUGUAAAACGCCACCAUCCAUCCACCGCUUGUAUAAACGCCUGCCUCUUAGAGAAGCCACAGGGCCAGAUCAAUGCCUCCAGUACCCGCCCCCCACCGACACAUGGGUCUGUCUUAGUGGUCUUGACCCCAGUCACCCCAGCUGUCCCUCCUCUGUGUUUCAGCUAGUCGAUAAGAUAGUACUUCCUGUCAUCGUCUCGUUCUCCAGUGAGAAUGUACAUACCGAAACAUGAGGGCAGGCUCAAAAGGACGGUGAGAACAAAGUGGACUAACUUAAUAAGCUGUUGUCUAGCUCGAUAUGUUGGGUCUCUAUUUAGUAUGCGAGUGAUACUGCGCUAAAGUUAGCCUUCCCCCCCGGACCACGCUUUGUUCUGGAUGUUGUUGUUUUACUUUCUAAACACAGUCAAGCCAAGACAGAUCUCAUCGUCUGUACUAUAUUAUUUAUACAUAUAUAAAUAUUAAAAAAUAUAUAUCAUGUAUUUUAUUUAUUGCAUUCACCUCCGUCCCAACCCUCCCUUUUUUAGCUUAGAAGCUUUCUCUUUGCAGAAAAACGUGUCCAAAAUGAAGGAUGGGACCAUCACUUCCCAAGAUGAACAGCUUUGUAAGGACAGUUUUAGUUCCAUUGUGUAGGCUAUUUAUGCCAAUAUCAGGUAAAUGAUGUAGUAUUGUUUAGGGAGUGCCGGUACAGCUGAUUAUUUGUUAGGUCACGUCGUAAAUUAGAGAUGUCGCUUACUCACGUUUGUCCUGCAAUUCUGGCAGAUGAAGUGUAGCACGGGUUUUAACUGAGUAGAGAUUUAGGAGGUGCGAGGUCCAAACUCUGCCAAGGGUUUGAACCUGCUACAAUCUGUUUACUGCUGUGACCAGAGCUGAGCGUCACAGCAAACACUGGUACAAAGAUAUUUACUCCAACAUUACACUCGUGCUUACUGCUGUAUCACCGGGGCGUUUUGCACCCCUGACGCUUCUUUCUUCUCUCCACUUGUCUUCUCUGAUCACAGCUCUAGUCAGAGCUUUGAAAAUGUUUUACUAUUAUCAAUGUGGAAUAAUUUAUUUCAGUAUUGUCAUUUUGUCAAAGUUAUGUAUAUCAUAAAGCCAUGUAUCACUGAGCGGAGUGGACAGAGAGGGUUUCUCUGACGUUGGUUUUUGGAGAGUUUGGCAAAGCUCUGUCUAGCUUUUAUUUUUUUGCUAUAUUCCCACUAACUGCAGCUUUGUGGAGUGAUUCCUCUCAUGUCCUCCCUAAUGCCUUCCUGUUUAGUGGCCAAGAAAGCACAACAUGGGCUUUUAUUACCAAAAACAACAGAUUAUCUGGAGCUCUCAGCUGCACCUCAGGGUUAAGUUUAGGGUUUCUCGCAUAGUAAGAUAUUUUUGACUUUUCUGUUUGGCGCUCGGAUUGUCUUGGUUCAGAUAUCCAAACAUAUUUGGUAUUUCGUUUCAAAGUCUGAGGGCGAAAUUGCACCACACCCUUUUCCCAGUCAGUAUGACUACAGCGUGGUAUAAAAACAGCAUGCACCACUGCUGCUGCCCUCCACUCACCUGCAUGGGCCUGGCUUUACCAGCAUUACCAGAAAUUAACAGAAAUUUAAUUAUGUUUUUUUUUUUGGUUUGUACAAAGAAACCUCAGUGUGGUUGGGAGUCGUUGGAUGAGUGUCAGGGAAUCUGCCCAUGUCGUUACAAAAAGUAUUUUGUUUGCAUUACCUUUGUCCUCGCUGCCUCGUAUUUAGCACUUUUGCUUCUUUACGUCCUGUGGUGCCAUUAGUAUUAACAGUCAACCAAAUUUGCCUCUUGCCCUCAUGUGAACCUUAUUUUUGCCUGAUGACCUUACCCUUUCAAACAGAUAUUUUACUUUGAGAGAAUAGUCUUUUUUUUUGUGCUUAGAUAUGUAGGAGAGUGGGAAUGUUCACCAAAACUGGACAGAGAAUGAAUUUUAAUUAAAUGUUAAGUCUAAAAAUUAUUCUUCUGGAGCAGCCAACCAACCAAGAAGGCGAAGUAGAUUUAAAUGUUUUGCAGUAGUGAGAGCCGGGAAAACAUCCUGGCGAAGAUAUAGUAUAUGCUGAGAAAUAACCAUGGUUUACCAAGUAUCUCAUGAAAUGCCACCACUCUUACUCUGUCAGGAACAAGCUACAGACGGAAACAAAUUGUAAGUUAGUAUGUUGUUGUAAGUUGAUUUGUGCUGCACUAUUUGAAACUAAUUUGAUAUCGGUAUGCUCUCAUUGGGACCACAUGUUAUCAGUCUGCCUUUUUGUUAUAUAGUUUGGAUUAAUAGGUAGUUCAAAGUAUGGUUUGUGUAAACAUAUCGGCAGGUUGUGGCAAGAAAGAUGGUAACUGAAGGAAUGAAUUAACCACAUGAAUGUUUAAAAUUGAAGUGUGUCAUGAUUUUAGCUGCACAUUGUGGAUGAAGCCUUAUCUGAAUGAUUUGCUCUCUGAAUGACGUGAUCAACAUUGUGGAAUUGUUUUGUUCUGUCUGUAUAGUGUUUUUCUCACUGUAAAAUGAAUAUAAAUUGUUAAAAGUGAUCAUUUUUAUUUUGAUAAGGCGUCCUUUUGUCCUACAGUUGGUGUCACAGAUGGGUUGCACUGUUUAGCCACCAGUCAAAAUGCAGUCAGAUAAAUGAUAGAUGUGUAUGAAGAAAUACUUCACCUUUAAGAGCCUUUCUUCCUUUGACUCCCACCACCUUUUUAAUGAACUGUAGCCCAUCAAGCUUCCUCCACCACAUUCCCUGUGCAAGCGGGCGCUUCACUUUCUAAAACAGUGAUUUUAUUCUUUCUUGCUGCUUUAUGAAAACUAUCAAUCAAUGCAAGCCACGGGUAAGAGGACACGCUCUUGUGAAUUUCACCAGCCUUCUCAGACUUGGUCAAGACGUAUUAAGAGUGCAGAGUGGGAAGGCUGGCCUAGUUUCAGAGGAGGAAUAAAAAGAAAACACAUGUUCCUUCAUUGGUUGAUGUUGUUGAGCAGAGCUGCAGCGUCUUGUUCCCCUGGGCUUCUCUUGGGCUCUCAAACAGGAGAAAAUGUCAUUCCCUCACUCUGUGUUUUUACAUUAAAGAGAAAGCUGUGUGAUAUGAUCCAGACAUUAUAAAUUACCACUGUUCUUAUCAGCACUAGGGUUGAUUGUGCCAUUUUAAAUAAAAGAAAAAAUGUUAAAGACAAACAUCAUCACCCCAGCUGUUGUGGUACUGGUGUGAACAUGCUGAAGCCGGUACCAAAUGUUCCCUCUCUGACCCAUGUGUACAUUUGACAAACUGGACUGUUUGUAGUUUCUGGUAGCUGUGCUUAGUGAAUGUGUUCACCGUUAAGAAACUAAGAAACUUGGAAUAAAUUGUCAGAUCUGUAAAAGUGAAAUAAAAGAAUUCAGCACUA